GCUGCAGCCGCCGGCAGAGGAGACCUCAGCAUCCUCGGAGCCCAGCGCCCGCCCUGCCUCCGCCCGGCCCGCCGCCCUGUCGGUUCCCGCUGCUGUCCCACUCAAGCAACCCCCACUUAGCGGGCGAGCGGGGUUCUACGGCUGUCUCUGCUCUCCUUCCUCCUCCUCUUCCAACUCCCUCUCCUCCCACUUCCCAGCCGCCGCGGAAAGCCCCUAACCCAACUGACGCUGGCCGCGGGCGGUGUCACCGCGCUCCGUCUCGCCGCUCCCGCCGCCCUAAGGCAAAGUUGCAUAGCUCCACAUCCUUCUCCCCGCCACCUCCCUCGGCCUCGGAGCGUCCCGCCGCCCCGCAGCCCUCUCCUGGAGCUGCGCCCUAGUGCCCCUGCUGGGCAGCGGCCUUCCCGCCCCCCGCCCCCCAUCCUCCCGCGCCCUGCCCUCGCCGCUCCCGGCAGACGAUGCUGAAGAUGCUCUCCUUUAAGCUGCUACUGUUGGCCGUCGCUCUGGGCUUCUUUGAAGGGGAUGCCAAGUUUGGGGAAAGGAGCGAAGGGAGCGGAGCGAGGAGGAGAAGGUGCCUGAAUGGGAAUCCCCCCAAGCGCCUGAAAAGGCGAGACCGGCGGAUGAUGUCGCAGCUGGAGCUGCUGAGCGGAGAGGUCCUGUGCGGUGGCUUCUACCCACGGGUAUCCUGCUGCCUGCAGAGUGACAGCCGCGGCUUGGGGCGUCUGGAGAACAAGAUCUUUUCUGCCACCAACAACACAGAAUGUGGCAAGUUACUGGAGGAGAUCAAGUGUGCGCCUUGCUCUCCACAUUCCCAGAGCCUGUUCUGCUCACCUGAAAGAGAUGUCCUGGAUGGCGAUCUCGUACUUCCGCUCCUCUGCAAAGAUUAUUGCAAAGAGUUUUUUUAUACUUGUCGGGGACAUAUUCCAGGUCUUCUUCAAACAACUGCUGAUGAGUUUUGCUUUUACUAUGCGAGCAAAGAUGGGUUGUGCUUUCCAGAUUUCCCGAGAAAGCAAGUCAGAGGACCAACAUCUAACUACUUGGACCAGAUGGAAGAAUAUGAGAAGGUGGAGGAGAUCAGCAGAAAACACAAACACAACUGCUUCUGUGUCCAGGAGGUUGCGAGCGGGCUGCGGCAGCCUGUGGGCGCUGUGAACAGCGGGGAUGGUUCCCAUCGCCUCUUCAUUCUGGAGAAGGAAGGCUAUGUGAAGAUCCUAACCCCAGAAGGAGAAAUUUUCAAGGAGCCUUACUUGGACAUUCACAAACUUGUUCAAAGUGGAAUAAAGGGAGGAGAUGAAAGGGGCCUGCUAAGCCUUGCAUUCCAUCCCAAUUACAAGAAAAAUGGAAAGCUGUAUGUGUCUUAUACCACCAACCAAGAACGGUGGGCUAUGGGGCCUCAUGACCACAUUCUCAGGGUUGUGGAAUACACAGUAUCCAGGAAAAAUCCCCAUCAGGUUGACAUAAGGACGGCCAGGGUGUUUCUGGAAGUCGCUGAGCUCCACAGAAAGCAUCUUGGAGGACAACUGUUCUUCGGUCCCGAUGGCUUUUUGUACAUCAUCCUCGGGGACGGCAUGAUCACGCUGGAUGACAUGGAAGAGAUGGACGGGUUAAGUGAUUUCACAGGCUCCGUGCUGAGGCUGGACACGGACACCGACCUGUGCAGUGUGCCUUACUCCAUUCCACAGAGCAACCCCCACUUCAACAGCACCAACCAGCCCCCGGAGGUGUUUGCCCAUGGGCUUCACGACCCAGGCAGAUGCGCCGUGGAUCGACAGCCCGCUGAUAUAAACAUCAAUCUAACAAUACUUUGCUCAGAUUCCAAUGGGAAAAACAGAUCAUCAGCCAGAAUUCUACAGAUAAUAAAAGGGAAAGAUUACGAAAGUGAGCCAUCGCUUUUAGAAUUCAAGCCAUUCAGUAGUGGUCCUUUGGUUGGUGGAUUCAUUUACAGAGGUUGCCAGUCUGAAAGAUUGUAUGGAAGCUAUGUGUUUGGAGAUCGCAAUGGGAAUUUCUUGACCCUCCAGCAAAGCCCAGUGACCAAGCAAUGGCAAGAAAAGCCACUCUGUCUGGGGACCAGUGGUUCCUGCCGAGGCUACUUCUCAGGUCACAUCUUGGGAUUUGGAGAAGAUGAAUUAGGAGAAGUAUACAUUUUGUCAAGCAGUAAGAGUAUGACUCAGACUCACAAUGGAAAACUCUACAAGAUCAUAGACCCAAAAAGACCUUUGGUGCCUGAGGAAUGCAGAGUCCCGGUCCAGCCCGCACAGACCCUGACCUCGGACUGCUCGCGGCUCUGUCGAAAUGGCUACUGCACCCCCACGGGCAGGUGCUGCUGCAGCCCCGGCUGGGAAGGACCCUUCUGCAGAGUUGCCAAAUGUGAGCCGGCAUGUCGUCAUGGAGGUGUCUGCGUCAGACCUAACAAGUGCCUCUGUAAAAAAGGCUAUCUUGGUCCUCAGUGUGAACAAGUGGACAGAAACAUGCGCAGAGUGGCCAGGGCAGGUAUUCUUGAUCAGAUCAUUGACAUGACAUCUUAUUUGCUGGAUCUCACAAGUUACAUUGUAUAGUUUCUGGGACCGUUUGAAUAUUUCUUUUUGGUGGGCAUUUAUUUUGAUCUUGUCAUUAAAAAGAGAGACUGUCCUCCUGCUACACACUCCUGUGAUUUCAUUUUCUUUUAGUAAUUUAAAAGCAAUUUACAGAGAUGUGUAGAUCUCAGUGUGUACUUUGGCACGUUGUUGUUUUGUUUUGUUUUACAUACACAUGUCCACACCCGCACUCACAACCCCUAAACUCAAGGUUGUAUAACAGAUUUUUAAAAAAAUCUACUUCCUGGUGUGGAGUACUUUAAACAGAAGUUCCACUGCACAUUGAUCACGGAAUUUUUAUAGCAUCAGAAGAUAUUCUUUUACUUCCCAGGAAAUGUCUGUUUGUAAUUCCUAAAGCUGACCUUUGUAGGGGUUUGAAAUGUUAUUGUGCAAUGUGGUGGAAAUAUUUUUAUAUUAAAAGUCUAUAAUAAGAGAGCAUGUUUCCAAACUCCUUGGUGAAUUUCUGAACAAGCAGCUUGAUGUAAGAUUGUAAUCUUCAUUUCUGUUGAUGUAUCUGCUGACAGAAUGUUACACACUUAACCUUUUUAGUUGACAGCGCAAUCUGGCUACUUCAGCUUAAUCUCAAGAUGGUUUUCAAAUGUUUAUGAUUAAAUCGGAAGAACUAUUUGAAAAAGCAAUCUUUCUGAAUGGACUGCUUCUAUUGUAUAUUUUGUGUAACAAUAGGCACUGGGUUUUGUUACAUGUUUAUAGUUUUUAUUUUAUUUUUAUAAUAUGGACAUCACCUAGAUGAAACACCUCUAUCCUGUCCUGUAAAUUACUAAAGUUACAUUUUCUCCAACUUAAUUGGAAAGAAGGGGAGUACAAACAGCACAGCCUCUAAUGUGCUGUGGAUCUACUCUAGCAGUGUGUACUGUGCCAACAUCUAACCACUCCUGUCAGAUGAAAAAGCAAGAAAACGGCCAGUCCUUAUAAAAUUCCAGCCUUGCAUACUUGUAAAGUCUUUUCCCCGUAGCAAGCCUGUCAGAGUCUGUGGGAUUAGAAGGUUACAGUGUAUGCUCCGAAUGCACCCUCCCUGGAGAAGACCUUGCCCGUUCAGAGCCAGUUCAGGCUGUGUAUACACUGCUCACACACACGGAUUCUUAAGAUUGGCCUUCUCGGCAAAUCUGGCUUCUAAUGCAUAUGUUCCUUCAGGUCUCUGUGGCAGUACCCUGUGGUUCUUGCCUCAAUAAAUUUUCUGCAAAUGUUCAGAUUUUCUUAAAGAAAUGAUGCACUCUAAAUUUAAGUGACAAGAGUCUGACCGACAUUUUUCUUAGUGGUGGGAGCUCUCCUUCCAAUAGCCCAGGCUAAGCUGGCCAUGCCCAGAGCUGUUUCAAACAGCCCUUUCCCAAGUGAAAAGGUUUUCCAUUUGCCACCUCUCCAUGUUUAGAUUUUAACAAAGUAUAAAAGUUUUUGUGCUACUGAUGUCUAACCGUGAUAGGCACCCACCAUCUACCAUAGCGUCUCUUCCUCUGGGAUCCAGACUGUAGAGUCAGGUAAGCGUGCAGCACCGGCAAUGCACACAUGCUCUUCGUCUUUAGAGUACGAGCCUUAAUUGUGGCACAGGGACAGUAAUCUUCUAGCUAGUAUUCCUCCGUUGUUUUAAAGUGAGAGAGCUGCAAAUUAAGCACGUCCGAGGACGCCACAAUGUAGAACCAUUUGUUGGGUCCACUCUGCCUGCCUUCCACAUAUGGCCACUUGGAGUCCGGUGCCCUCAUACCAAAGGGAAAUGGUUGGGAAAUCUCAGUGCUUAGUGAACAAUAGCCUGCAUUAAAAAGUGCAUGCAUAAUUUUGCACAAUUUAGAUUCAAUUGACAGUCUAUUCAAAGAAGUCUUGGGAGUAAAUGAGCAUGGAGACCAAAUUGCCCUCUUACCCCAGAAAAAGGGUGGUCCCUUCUAGUCUCACCAACACUUCAUUGGCCCAGCACUGUGACAAAUCUUGCAAUGAACCGUGCAGUAGCCUGCAUCUGUAGGUUAAUAGCAAUCUUUUGUCUCCGUUGCUUUCUCUUCAUAGUCCUUUUACUGAAUUCCAUCACAGAAAGUUUUACAAUUUUUUUAAAAAAGGAAAAACUUCCCCUGAAAACCAUUUUUGUAGGUGGAUCUUACUAUCAAGCCUUCCCUUAUUCAACGUGGGUGACACUAACAGACUAUGAACUGCUUGUGAAGGAGCCAGCUGUCUAAAUCUGUCAAAUUGUACAGUUUUAUUACGCAUUCUCCCAUUCAUAGUUUGAGCAAAAACAAUAAGGAUGCCUCUAGAAAGUCAGCAAAAUCUUAAAACCCAAGUGCCUCCUUUUCUAUCUUUAAAAGAGAAGGUGUUCUAUUGGUGGGAGCUCUCCUUCCAAUAACCCAGGCUAAGCUGGCCAUGCCCAGAGCUGUUUCAAACAGCUCUUUCCCAAGUGAAAAGGUUUCAAGUGGCUUAGACAAGCACUAUGUACCCAAGAUGUUAUUGCUUUUUCAGUAAUGAGCUAUUAAAAUGAAAGACAAAAUUCUCUUUAAGGAAUUUCAUCCAUGGAUAUUUAACCCAAGCAGAGAACGUUAGGAGAAUCCUUUCAUUCUGUCCUUAGGAGAAAGAUGAAUAACAAUGACUGAUAAUGACUGUGUUUUAGACUAUGUGACCAAUUCCAAUUUUUCCUUUGACCUGUUCCUUGAAGUCUGUUUUUAAAUAUGACUGGGGGAUUAUUAUAAAUUAUUUGUGAGAGACAGAUGGGAAUAGGUUAAAAAAAAAUGAGCUGAGCCAAUAAAUCCCUAACCAUUUAAAAGUGAAAAUGUACCAUCUAGCAAAGCACACAAUCUAAACUGGAAGAAUGAUGCCAUUAUGUGUCUGACGAAGAAGAAAUUAACAGUCGUUACUGCCCCUUGCCCACUCUAGACCUGAAGCUCUGGGCACCAACUGGAUAUGAAAUAACCUUCCUCCCAGUAUUGUUACCAAACUUUUGCCCUGUUUCAAAGCACAUAAAGUAAUGAUAUAAAACUAAAUUGGCAUAUCAUUACAGUGAAAAGGAGGAACAUUUAAGAAAGUUCAAGCUCUUCCAUCCAUACCUCUUAGGAUCUUAUUUACGAUGUUGGAAAAUAUUUUACGAGCUUUACUCAGAAGUUUCUGCCUUUUAACUGGUCAAUUCAUGAAGGAUGGGCAAAGAAACCAAUACAUGUCUACCAAACUCAGCUAGUAAACUAUCUCCUUAUCAUUUUAUGCCUCUAGUAGUCAUGCCUUCCCCGCUUUUUGUUUGAGGAAAUAUUACAGAAUAAGAUACUAUUUUUUAGCACAUUUGUCUUUGGCUUGUUUUAAUAUCUGAACCACAAAGAAUACAACAAAUCUAAUCAGGGUGAGAAGUGAGUUAGACACCUAACCUGAGGUCUUUCCAAGAACACACUGAUCCAAGAUGGCAUGAGCUUCUCUUCUGUGUCUCGGCACACGAAAGAAUGCCAAUUUCAGUUUGUAAGGAGAGGAAGUAUAUCAGUAAAACUGUAGGUGGUGCAUCAGCUUGCUUUCUGAGCAUCUGUCUAGAACAUUAAGUAGGGUUCUACGCUGCCUCUCCUUUCUCUGCCCUUCUACUCAUGUCUCUCUACCUGCCUCUCUUUAAAUCUCUCCCUCCUCCACUGCCAUUUUGUGUUGUUUUUUUACUAAGCAGACAUAUUGUGUGUGCCCACUAUGAAGCUGUCCUGGAGCAGAUACCUGCACAUUUGGGGGGGUCCCCUUUGUUUUCUUUCCUGGAGUCACAUUGACUCAAAUUCAGUAUCAUUAAGAUGAGUAGAGAAAUAGCUUACCAAGCCAGCUUACUAGAGUCACUGAAAGAAAUGACGAAAAGCACACACAUCCUCCAGUGCAGGCACUCUAUGACAGCCUUCUAGCAAAGUCACAGGAAGUUAAGGGCAGCCUCCCUCAGGGAGAGCUUGACUGACAGGAGAGACCCUAGCUCGUCCCCACCAAAGCGAUGCACAUCUCUACAAAGUCUAACUCAAGGAAAGCGAUUCCACAUCAAUGUGGGAAAAACAAACACUAGUAUCUUGGUGAUGAUGACCUCAGACGCAUCCCGUGUAUAGUAAAUUAUCUCAGCUGCUGUCUUUUAAGUAAAAAGAAUAACAUUCUGUUAUCUAAUAGAUAUUAUAGAGAAAAAGUGAAACAGGCAGUGAUGGGAAAUUCAUAGUGGUCAACUCUAUAAGCCUUUUCUUCACAGUUAGAAAUUCAGUCUGGAAUAUUUCUUUCCAUGCUGAAAAAUAACUAGUCAAUAGUUUCCAUUCACAUGAAUAAGGUAUGAUUAGGCUUGGCAUGGUCCGUGCCAGAAUAAACAUCGGAUGUUUCUUUACUCCAUAAUCUUAAAAUCUGAGGCAUGACUUUCCUGGAAUAAACUAAGAAUCCAUGUUCAGAAGGUUCAUUUCAUAAUAUUGUUUUUGAGAAGCUAAACUGACAGCCUUCUGAGAUAUCAGAUAUCCCCCAAACCUUAUUCUAGUCAGAGUGUGUACGGGUGUGAGUGUCUCUAAGAGCCGUGAAGUGCCACGAUGGACAACACUGAAGUAGUGUGAAGUUGUGGAAACUGGGUUCCCUAGGACAUGGUACAACACACUACUAUCUGAAAUAAAUCUAGCUAGUUGCAAGGAAAAAUUAUUGAAUCAUGACCAUAAGCAUGAAGCGAUUCUAAUAGGCAGAUCUGCGUCUUCCUUGGAAUUCUCUGUGACUGAUUUGUCCGGUGUUGAGGGGUGGUUUUGUGCUCCGUUCUCCUCACAUAUUUUGGUGUUCUGAGUUGUCCAUUUCCUUCAGGCUGUUGGAAAUCAAGGCAAUCUGAUCUUACAGGAUCUUACAGGAAAUUUCAGAACCAAUCCAUCCUCGAGUUUCUGUCAUUACAUUGAUAAGAGGCAGAAGGCGGUAGGAACAUUUAGUAAACCUAGGUGUAAGUUUAAAGAAUCAGAAUUAGUGUAAGAGCUGCCCAUGAUUUGUAAAUGUUCCAAAGAGUCACUGUGCACAGCUACGUGUCCCCCCGAGUUUGAACUAACCUGGUUCGCUAGGUCAGUUUGUUAAAACAUGAAGUUUCUUUGACUGAUCUGUCAUUCAGCCGCCCAUCUAUUCACUAAUGCAAUCUAAAGGCUGAGAGGCCCCCUGUAAUUGCACAAGCGAGGGCAUCUGCAAGGACAGUGCUGUGCGCUCACUGGGAUGAACAGCUCAGCUCUAGUCUGCAGCAGUCACAAGCACAGGUGGCCUCAAGUACGUCUGUGUGCAUCUGCCCAUGCGCACACCCAUGUAUAUGUGUACAUAUUUAUCUAUCUGUACAAACACUGCAUGUGUAUACACACUAUCUAUGUAAUAUAUAAUAUAUGUAUAAUGCUAUAAAUUCUAACAAGUGGAUUUGUGUUAUCUUCAAAAUAGAAAAAAUUGUAUCUUGAAGUGGUAAAUGCAGAGAACUGGCUUCUAUUGUUGAUCUGUGGAUUUAAUGAUUUCUUAGGUGAAAGGAUGUUUUAAGUGUAUAAUUUCUUUUCUUAAUUUAAUAUAUUUAUGUAAAUGCAUGCCUGAAAUUUGGUUAGAUUGGCUAUGUUUUGUGUCUUAACAUGAUCAAAUGUAUUAAACUUUUAUCUUAUG
Psammomys obesus (fat sand rat) is the source of this 8135-nucleotide messenger RNA. RefSeq names its product hedgehog interacting protein (gene Hhip). The record is from RefSeq and is a predicted model, not a curated record. The transcript has 13 exons. Bases 456 to 2552 code for a protein of 698 amino acids. NCBI's taxonomy places the organism in Eukaryota, Metazoa, Chordata, Mammalia, Rodentia, Muridae.